Messenger RNA from Coregonus clupeaformis (lake whitefish), 2142 nucleotides. RefSeq names its product uromodulin-like. Gene Ontology annotation, biological process: neutrophil migration. Bases 34 to 1827 code for a protein of 597 amino acids. The record is from RefSeq and is a predicted model, not a curated record. NCBI's taxonomy places the organism in Eukaryota, Metazoa, Chordata, Actinopteri, Salmoniformes, Salmonidae. Gene Ontology annotation, molecular function: calcium ion binding. The transcript is spliced from 9 exons. Gene Ontology annotation, cellular component: cell surface; apical plasma membrane.
UCGUGUGUCUGAUCUGAAGAGAAUCUGAACAGAAUGAUGUCAUUGGGUGUUCUGCUGGUGCUCCUGUUAUUUAAGCAUGUUACUGCAGACAUCUCAGGUACGGUGGUUACCAGUUGUGAGGCGUGCCAUGACCAAGCCACCUGCCUAGACUCAGCUGUGGAACGUGAGAGGGGUGAUGCUUUUCAAACCCGGUCCGUCACCUGCACCUGUCAAGAAGGCUCUGUUGGCGACGGCAUCACCUGCUACGACCUCCAGCUCUGCUCUGGCGGCUCCUGCUGUCGUCAAGGUUACCGCUGGUCCUCGGAGCUGGGUUGUGUGGACGUUGACGAGUGUUCCCUCCACGACCAACCCUGCACCCCUCCUCAGGUCUGUGAGAACACCCCCGGAUCCUUCGACUGCCUCGUGCCUCCUGAAGACGACCUCCGCACCAGUCCUCGUUCUGACUCCCGUUCAGUGCAGUUUCAGUGUGGGGGGAGACGGUGUCCAGUGGGAGAGGACUGUAUCAGUGUUGGUGGAACAUCCCUCUGUGCAGACCCCUGCCAGUUCUACACUGUACUGAAUGAUGCCUGGCGGUCCACCACCAACAACGGUGCAGUUAAUGGCUACCACUGUGACAGGUCUGUCAACUGGCAGGGCUGGUAUCGCCUGUUCCUGGGGAACACCAGUGUUCAGAUGCCAGAGAGGUGUGUGGACAGGUACAUGUGUGGGACUGAGAUCCCCUUGUGGCUUCCAUUACCUCAUCCCCAGCUGGGAGACGGAGUGGUUCAGAGGAGCGUCUGUGGACCCUAUUAUGGUGACUGCUGCUACUGGAGACAAAACCCCAUCCAUGUCAAAGCCUGCUAUGGAAACUACUAUAUCUACAAGUUUGUCCCUACAACAAGUUGCAACAUGGCCUACUGUGCAGACGUCAACACCACUGUGUGUGCUAGCUGUGGAGUAUUUGAUGCCUGUGUAAGCGACAAUGAGACCAACUGGAGAUGUGAGAGGAAAGCUCCAGAGCUGGUGUGUGGGCGGAGCCUCCUAAAGGUGGGCCUUCCAAAUGAUUAUCUGGAGGCUGCUGGUCUGGAUGCUUCCUCUGCUCACCUGACCGACCACCGCUGCUCCGCCCAUGAGCAUCGUAACGGCACGGUGUGGUACCAGGUGGAGCGUAGGGAGGGACGCUGUGGCAACACUCUGGAGACAAACGACACCCAUGCUGUCUACUCCAACAGCUUAUUUGUUUAUCCAGUAGAUGGGCGAAAUGACUCCCGACCCUUCAGCUUUCCCUUCUCCUGUGUCUAUCCUCUGGAGACAGAAAGCAGCCUAGAUAUGGCCAUCAGACCUCUCCCACUAACUGAUCAUAAAGUUGUCAGAGUCGGUGCCAAAGCCAGAGCCUCCAUGUCUUUGUAUCGUGACUCCAACUACACAGAGCCUUACCCAGCUGGUCAGCCAGUCACCCUGAUUGUGGGUUCCUCCCUGCACGUGGGCGUGUCCGUAGAGGAGUCAGAGGCAGAACGUUUUGUUGUUGUUCUGGAGGACUGCUACACCACGGAAUCCCCCAACCCGGAUAACCUCCUGCGGACCUACAUGAUUCAGGACAGGUGUCCUACAAAUCGUACCCAGGUGACAGUGGAGGAAAGUGGCUCGUCCCUCAGGGCUCGCUUCUCUGCUCUACUGCAGGGGGACUACCGUUAUAUCUUCCUGCACUGCAGCCUCAGCCUGUGUGACCAGAGGAGCUCCUCCUGCACUCCGGUGUGCUCCGGGAGGAGAUCCCGCUCUGUGUCCAAGUCCAUCCGCCUCAAGCCCCUCACCAUCGGGCCAAUCACCUGGGCCCAGAGUCUGGAGUGAGCCUUGGGAACCCCCCAGCAUGUCUUAUGAAGGAUGGGGUCCCUCCUCCACUACUCCCCUGAUCUCCAUCCAGACCUACAGCCCAGUGUAACCAAUUCUAUUUCAAGGGCACCAAAUUACUUUUAUUGAUUCUAGUGAUGAAUGUAUGCACUACAGUGUGAUUUCACUGUACUGUGUAUGUUGUAUACACAUAGACUUGCAUUGUUUUUGAGGACUGAUCAUUUCCUCAAUCAUUGUGUAAGUGCCAACCAAACCUGAGUUGCUGUGUGUGUAUGCUGUGAUUUAAUUAUGACAAUAAAUAACUCUGCAUGAUGA